UUGUUUUAGUUUCAAGUUUGAGAUGAAAUUUAACGAGUUGUAGUUAUUAUGUUCAAAACGUGGAUUAAAAUUUGGCCUGAGAUCGAAAUUGAGACUGCGGAACAGCGUCGCAGAUUCGUCUAUCGCACCUUCAUCACAUUCGGCUGCUUUCUGCUGUUGGCCCUUGUACAAUGGGUGCCCAUCGUAUGCUUUCCAAAAAUCCUAGACGUGGUGCGACGACAUGAGUCGACCUUUGUCGUGACCUUUCUAAUGGCAAUGCUCUUUCUCGCGGUCUUCUUGCUGAGCGAUCAAAUACGCUACAUGCCGUGUGUGAGUUGGGUGCUUGUCAUUCUCGUUGUGGAGUGUGAGAUCGUGGCUCUGUCGCUGCUGGAAGUGGAGUCGAGUAUUAUGUAUCUAGUGAUUGGUUUACUGGUCGCCAUGAUUGUCAUGGUCUUUGCCAUUGUGUUGGCCCUGCUCAUGCCGCGUGACCUCACCAAGAGUAUGAAUUUCAUGUUUACCGUCUCCUUUUUCACCCUGCUGCUGAGCAUCUAUGUGGUCGUCUUCUUGGGCAUCCUGCGGCUGAGCUGGCCUUUCUUCGUUUACGCUGCAAUCAUCGUGCUGAUGCUGUUGCCCUCCUUCACCUAUCACAUAUCACACAAUAUGACCAUAUCAUUCACACCCACCCACACACACACACAUUUGCACACCCUUGCUUCUUACCACUUGCCACUUGCCACUUUCAGGUCGUUGUGUAUCACACACAGAGUAUUCUGGGCGUUGGCGGUCUGCGUACGAGCCUGA
Drosophila nasuta is the source of this 780-nucleotide messenger RNA. RefSeq lists its product as uncharacterized. The coding region runs from base 49 to 780 and encodes 243 amino acids. The record is from RefSeq and is a predicted model, not a curated record. NCBI's taxonomy places the organism in Eukaryota, Metazoa, Arthropoda, Insecta, Diptera, Drosophilidae. The transcript is spliced from 4 exons.